This is a messenger RNA of Blumeria graminis f. sp. triticale, 483 nucleotides long. The record is from the annotation of a GenBank genome assembly. NCBI's taxonomy places the organism in Eukaryota, Fungi, Ascomycota, Leotiomycetes, Helotiales, Erysiphaceae.
AUGCGCUUUUCUAGCAUAGCCAUUAUCUUUCAAAGCGCAAGCAUCUUCGCGACAGUCCUUGCUGGUAGAGUAACAAAUCAUAUACUUGACCAAUGGAAAAAUUUUGAUUGCGAAGGCCGCGAAUUUAAGGGAACUGUGCUUGAUCCACUUCGUCAACAGGCGGCAAAGCGCGUACUCGACCGUGAAGUGCCGCCAGCUGAUGAAAGUAUGAUCAUGAAUUUAAAAAGUCAGGUGGAUAAUUUAACAUAUGUCUUGUAUGUUGAUGAUUACCCUGCUUCUUAUUACUUUCAAAAGAUAGAGGGUUAUUCGACCUCAUUGCGAGGCGGUGAUUAUUUUUAUGAAACUGACUAUAUUUACGUACUUGAUGGUUAUGGUCGCGCAUGUGCUAUAAUGAUGAAGAAGUCCACGUAUCAUUACAGCGCUACCCGGUAUGAAAUUGCAAAUGCACAAGCAACUUACCAGUUGUGUACUAUAUCUACCUAA